AUGCAGGCAACCCUUCGCCAAAUCCACGGCGGUGACCACCGCCUGUCCAAACCUGCUGAGCUGCAGGUCCUCGAGGAGGAGCUGGAUCGGCUGAUACUUCGCUCUGCCGCGGCGGUGCGGAACCUCACGGUUUGCAACCAAUCGGCUCUACGCCUCCUGUACCUGUGGUACGGCAUGGGCUAUGGGUCCAUGCUCCUAGUGGAUCUGCCGCCUCCUUCGACGGCCAUGGUAGACAUCGACCACUUCUCCGAAAGGCAGAAAGCUUGCUGCCACGAGGUGUUUGCAAAGUUCAAGUCCCAGUGGUUCGAGGAAGUCUGUGCCAUCCUCCGCGAGGAGAACCUGCACUUGAGGAGCCCUGCAGAACAGCGAUUCUUCGCCGGGAUCCGGGCGCUGCUGUCGGUACAGACUCGGGACCUGGUAGCACAGUCUGUGGCUGCCUAUGCCGACUUCUUCCGGCGUUUUGAUGACCCGAAGCCCUUGAGUCCAGAAGAGGUUGUGCAGCUCAAGGACACGGAUGAUCGCCAGGAUGCCUUCCUUGUCGUCAAGCUGGUGCCGAAAGGUGACGAAGUGAAACUCAAGGACUCAACGGAGCGCGUGGUUGAACGCGUGCUCAGAGUGUUCAAAGAGUUCGUCGUUUGCUUGAACGACAUCCCAUCGCCAGAAAGUCGGAUUCAGGGUGGAGGAAGCGGGGCCAAAGAGAGUUCCAAGAACCUGUGGGGUACAUUCCUGGAGGAGGAGUACGUGCAGGAGGCCCAGAAGCUCAUCGAGCAAACGGUGCAGUUCAACAUGGGCAACGCCUCCGAGGCUGAGCGAAUCUACAAUGAGUAUACCUUCCUCAUCACCGAGGAGGAAAGAAUCAAAGAAUUCCUGAAGGAUUCUUCGGCAUCCAUACCGAAGUACUUAGAGAAAGUCGAUGCCCUGAAGGCGAUCGAUCUCCGAAUCCGGCAGCAGCUGCCCAACGAGAUGCGCAUGCAGAUGGUGACCGUGGAUUGCCGGGAGCUGAACGAAACGCUCCGCAGCCGCGCUGCUGACUGCAUGAGCAUCCUGCUCGAGCAUGUGGUCGGCAUGAACUUGGAAAGGAACGAACGGCUUUGCAAGAGUUUCGGCAACAUCAGUCGUCAUCCUCCAGCAUCAGAAAUGGGCCGAUCUAUUGCGACUCUGCUGCUGUUGUCCCCGCUCUUGGCUUGUGGUCAGGACUUCCUGGCAGUGCGGAACGAGAGCAAAUCGGCUGUUGGCGGCUGCAGCAGCUAUGGCUGCAGCGGCUGUGGUCGCUGCUUUAACGCCGGCAGCCGCCCUGGCGUUAUGUGUGCGUCAGGUGGCCAGAGCGGCUAUCACUGUCCGGCCGAGCCCACGGGCAACGGCGACGCCACCUAUGCUUGCCUAGACUGGACGUUCGGCAGCGCGGCGAUGCGCUCCGGGGAAGCUCAGUUCCAGCAGCAGACGGGCGAGAAGGUCUACUUCGGCGUGGGCACCUAUGGCACAACCACCGAUCCCCAGCGGGGGCUUGGCGCCUGCUACCGGCUCAAGGUUGAAGGUGUCGACAGGGACAUCAUUGCACAGUCCGUCAACACAGGCUGGGACGUCGAUGGCAAGCAGUUCGACCUCCAGAUGGGAGCAGGCGGCACUGGAGCGUUCAACAACUGUGCCGGUGGCGCUGGCAGCGUCUUUCCAGGAGGUAAGUCCUCGUGGGGCUGCACCUACGGUGGUGUGGACACCCGCAGCGCUUGCAGAGCACUGCCCUCGAAGCCGAGCCAGGCCUCCGCGAUGGCCGGUGCUGGAGACUCCUUGGUCCGGAUGUGCGAGUACAGCUUCGACAAGAAGGUGCGGGUGUCUGGUGAGGGCCUUGCUGCAGGACCAUGCAAGUACAACCCUACCUUGCUGGAUGUGGCGCGAGUGCGCUGCCCCGAGCAGUUAGUCUCGCUGACGCAGAUGCAGCGCUCGGAUGAGCCGGGAGGCUUUGGCUUCGCCGCGGCUUCGCGUGCUUCUGGAUUUCCCAAUGCUGGAGGCACCAAUCGCUGCCGCUCCGAGGACUGGGGUGCAGGGCUUGCAUACUGCCUGACACGGAUGAUGGACUGCCUCUGUGCGCAAGCAGAUGUCAAUCCGGAGCUGCACAUGGGAAAUGAUUGUUGCAGUUUCGGAGGAUCGGGGGGGUCUUUGAAUCUUGGCUUGGUUGCGAGAGGUUGCACAUGUAUGCAGAAUUUGUCACAUCCUUCUGUACCCUCAUCCAUGGAGGUUGCUUCAGGCGUGCUUCUUGCCUUAGGCCCCAGGCCCUUAGGCCUUAGGCGAGGCAGGCAAUGCCAGGCAAGCUUCUAG
Symbiodinium necroappetens is the source of this 2313-nucleotide messenger RNA. The record is from the annotation of a GenBank genome assembly. NCBI's taxonomy places the organism in Eukaryota, Dinophyceae, Suessiales, Symbiodiniaceae.